This is a messenger RNA of Guillardia theta CCMP2712, 999 nucleotides long. RefSeq lists its product as hypothetical. NCBI's taxonomy places the organism in Eukaryota, Cryptophyceae, Pyrenomonadales, Geminigeraceae. The record is from RefSeq and is a predicted model, not a curated record. The transcript has 12 exons. Bases 1 to 999 code for a protein of 332 amino acids.
AUGCUUCUCCUCCUGCUCCUGCCCCUGCUCCUGCUCCUGCCCCUGCUCCUGCUCCUGCUCCUGCUCCUGCUCUUCUCCGACUGGAAAAAGAUGUCUGUAAAAGUUAAAAUGAACACCGUAAAGGUGGGGGUAGUUCCAAAUGUCUUGUUUGUGGUCCCGAGGCGAUCUGCAGAUGGUAAUCAAAGGGGUUCAGUGCAUGGCGGUGCAGUCACUUGUUGCUGUGCUGUUAGCAUGGACAAGCCUAGUAGGAAAGGGGACGCCCUGCUGGGGGCCACUGGAAAGCGAGCCAAGUCUCCCGAGGAAGCGAAUGAUGAUGAUUCGGAGCAAGGGGACAACUCUGCUGGCUCUGAGAGCUCUCGCAAUCGAUACAAGUGCGGUCGAUGCGGCCAACCAAAGAAAGGGCACACUUGUUUCAAGCUGAAAGAAGCCAAAGGUCCUGUCAUCCUUGUCCGAGGCUUCAAUGACGGUGGGUCUGCAGACGAGCUGUGGAGCGGCGAUCCUAUGGUCAACUAUCAUAACGUCAGGCUGGACAAACGUCAGCACCUCAAGUCAAAGUUGAUCGAACGACUGUCUCGCCGUCUACAAUCUGCUGGAAUCCCGACAGGAAGCGGCUACUCCUUCGACAGCAGAUUCAUGCCCUACAUGGCCCCCUACCACCCCUGGUCAGGGCCUCCUCCCUCCAUGCCACCAUUUCCAGGAUUCAACCCUAACAUGCGCUUCGGUGGUAUGCCUGGGAUGAUGCUCCAAAGCCCCGUUGGUUUCGGUCAGGGUCCUCAUGGCGUUCCGGGAAUCUCUAUACCCAUGAAUUUCGGUCCUAACGUGUCCUCCGGGCCCAUCACGCCGCUCAUGGGCAUUGCGGGAAUGCCGUACGGAGGAGCCUCCGAGCGUCAAUGGUGCGAUCAUCCCACGGUGAGGGAGGCGAGUGACGAGCGUGUGGCCUCAGGAUCGGGAGACAAGCAGAAGAAGAGACAUAAGGCAAACAUGAAAGAAAACAAGUGA